UCCGAGUACAUGGUGCUUGUAUUUGGAGUAACAGAGGCGCAUUGGCUGGAAUAAGUGUGAACACAGUGGCGUUGAGUGUACAGGCAAGAUGGCACUUGGAAAACUCUCGAUUGUGUUGUUGAUGGUGGCAAAUGCGUGCAGUGUUUUGUCCCAAACUGAUCCAACAUGCAUCACACCAGUCCGCCUGGAAGGUUUCUGUGUGCCAAUCGAACGUUGUCGGAACAUCUACAAUACCGUUCGGACGUCUAAAACUCUUUCCCGAAAUGUCCAGAACUAUAUCAACCGCUUAGAAUGUACACUGCCCGAUGUGGUUCGAAGUAUAUGCUGUGUGCCACAGGAAGUUGAUCCAAAAAUGCCUUCCACAACCCCCGUUAUCACUACAACCUCUUUUAAAACCCGCAUUAUCACAACAAUUCCUACAACAACCCCCGAAAUCACGACAACCUCUACAACAACCCCGGCAUCGACAACAACUCCCGUUAUCACGACAACCUCUACAACAACCGCCGCAUCAACAACACCUCCCGUUAUCACGACAACCUCUACAACAACCCCGGCAUCGACAACAACUCCCGCUAUCACGACAACCUCUAGCACAAUCCCCGUAAUCGCGACAAUUCCUACCACAACGCCCGUUAUAAUGACGACCACUACCCACGAAGAGCUCAAUGAGUUGCCCAAUGGUCAGAACUGGAGUCUACUACCGACGACAGCUUGUGGUCAAAUACUAGGUGAAAGGAUUGCGCAUGGCAAUGCGACGGAACCCUUUGAAUAUCCGUGGAUGGUGUUGCUGUUGUACCUUUGGAACGGUGUACUGACGGAUGGGUGCGGAGGAUCGCUGAUCAACAACCGCUACGUAUUGACGGCAGCACAUUGCGUGCGCACUUCAAGUGUUUUUAAGUUGUCCAAAGUCCGUCUAGGGGAGCACGAUAAAACUAAGGAAAUUGAUUGCAUUGUGUACAAGGACGAUUACAAGGAUUGUGCUGAUCGUCCGAUCGAAAUUGAUAUAGAAUCAACGGUCGUACAUAGCGAGUACAACAGACCGAUCCGGUUCCGGCAUGACAUCGCUUUGAUUCGGAUGGUGCAAGACGUCGAAUUUAGUGAUUCCAUCAUACCCCUUUGCUUACCGAUCAGAGAGGAUAUUCGAAAUAUGAUGCUACCAAAAUAUACCGUCACGGGGUGGGGUAUUACUGAGGAGAAAACAGCGUCCGAUAUUUUACAACAGGCAGACCUAAACCAUGUGCCCGUAUCAGAUUGCCAACAAAAAAUGAAGGAAAAUGGACUCAGAAUAGACCUUUCGGAGGAGUACCAAAUGUGCGCUGGCGGUGAAGGACUGGUUGACUCUUGCAAGGGUGAUUCAGGAGGUCCGUUGGGCUCUUUCGUAGACCUCAUAGGUGGCAAGUACGUCCAGUAUGGAAUCGUAUCGGCCGGAGCUGGUACAUGCGGAAUAUCACGUGUCCCGGGCAUUUACACUCGAGUUUCAAGCUACAUGGACUGGAUAGUGGAAAACAUGCAACCGUAAUUGUACCCUCCACCACAACAUCUACGAAAAAGAUUAAUCUAAUAUAUAAAAAAAUCACAAAUGGUUGAUCUAUGGUGUUGUUUAAAGGAAGAAGGUUGAUAAACAUG
This is a messenger RNA of Anopheles aquasalis, 1629 nucleotides long. RefSeq names its product CLIP domain-containing serine protease 14D-like. Gene Ontology annotation, molecular function: serine-type endopeptidase activity. Gene Ontology annotation, biological process: proteolysis. Lineage: Eukaryota; Metazoa; Arthropoda; Insecta; Diptera; Culicidae. The record is from RefSeq and is a predicted model, not a curated record.